Messenger RNA from Xyrauchen texanus (razorback sucker), 6713 nucleotides. RefSeq names its product E3 ubiquitin-protein ligase TRIM39-like. The coding region runs from base 298 to 1746 and encodes 482 amino acids. Gene Ontology annotation, molecular function: protein binding; zinc ion binding. The record is from RefSeq and is a predicted model, not a curated record. NCBI's taxonomy places the organism in Eukaryota, Metazoa, Chordata, Actinopteri, Cypriniformes, Catostomidae. The transcript is spliced from 6 exons.
AGGUAUUGUUGUGAAUAAGGAAACCCCUCCCACUUUCAUAGUUAACCAGGAAGAAAUCUGAGACUGACACACCUGUUGAUCUACAGUUUUAGAUCACGUCUGACCUGAAGCUCAUUCGACUGAAGAACACGGAAUAAUUUGAUCAGGAUUAGGACAGUAAUAUUUGGGAUGCACAUUAUUGAAAUGCUCUGCUGUGAAUGUGAAACUCUUUGAUUUAAAAACAGAAUACUGAGUGUUAAAACGUGAUUAGUAAACUGAAAGUGAAACUUUGAAGGAUUUUGACGUGUGGCUCAGAAAAUGGCGUCUACAUCUUUUUCUGAGGAGGAUUUCUCUUGUCCUGUGUGCUGUGAUGUUUUUAAAAAUCCUGUUGUCUUGUCCUGUAGUCACAGUGUGUGUGAAGAGUGUAUUCAGACGUUUUGGGAAAGUAAAGGAUCGAAAGAAUGUCCAGUUUGCAGAAGUAGAUCAACAUUAGAUCAUCCUCCAUUAAAUCUGUCUUUGAAGAACCUGUGUGAGACUUUCUUACAGGAGAGAAGUCAAAGAUCUUCAUCAGGAUGUGAAGCAGUCUGCAGUCUUCAUGAAGAGAAACUCAAACUCUUCUGUCUCGAUGAUCAACAGCCGGUGUGUUUGGUGUGUCGAGAUUCCAGAACACACACAAAUCACAAAUUCUGUCCUGUAGAUGAAGCUGUCAUCGAUAAUAAGGAGAAACUCAAAACUGCACUAAAACCCUUACAGGAGAAACUGAGAAUAUUUGAGGAGUUUAAACAGAAUUUGGAUCAAACUGCAGAACAUAUUAAGUUUCAGGCUCGACACACAGAGAGGAAGAUUAGUGAGCAGUUUGAGAAACUUCACCAGUUUCUACAUGAUGAAGAGGCCGCCAGAAUAACAGCAGUGAGAGAGGAAGAGGAGCAGAAGAGUCAGAUGAUGAAGGAGAAGAUUGAGAAGAUGAGCAGACAGAUUUCAUCUCUUUCACACACAAUCAGAGUCAUAGAGGAGCAGAUGACAGCUGAAGACCUUUCAUUCCUACAGAACUUGAAGAGCACAAUGGAAAGAACCCAGUGUACACCAGCAGAUCCAGAGAACAUUUCAGGAGUUCUGAUCAAUGUCCCAAAACAUCUGAGCAACCUGAAGUUCACUGUGAUACAGAAGAUGCAGGAAAACGUUCAAUACACUCCAGUGACUUUGGACCCCAACACUGCUGACUGUAAUCUCGUCGUGUCUGAUGAUCUGAUCAGUGUGAGACUCAGUGAAGAGAAACAGCUGCUUCCUGAUAAUACUGAGAGAUUUGAUAUGUAUGAGUGUGUUUUGGGUUCAGAGGGUUUUAAUUCAGGGAUUCACUGUUGGGAUGUUCAGGUUGGAGACUGUACAUGCUGGUUUUUGGGUGUGAUGAUAGAAUCUGCUCAGAGGAAGAAUGACAUAUUCUCCAGGAGUGGAUUCUGGUGUGUGGGGUUUUAUGAUGGUGAAUAUGUUCCAUUAAUUUCACCUGAUCAAGAAUUUGACGUCUUGGUGAAAGAGAAACUCCAGAGAAUCAGAGUUCAGCUGGACUGUGACAGAGGAAAACUGUCAUUCUCUGAUCCUCUCACUAACACACACAUACACACUUUCACACACACGUUUACUGAGAGAAUAUUUCCAUUGUUCGGUGUUGGCUGUGACAUUUCUCCUCUGUUGAUCUUACCAGUGAACUCCUCUGAAAAAAAUGACUUAAGAAUGAAAUUAAAGAUAAAACUUGUAUCUACAAAAGUUUAGUUCCCCUUCUGUCAAUCACUCGACGUUGUGUCGAAUGAAGUGACACAAGGGGUCUUCCUUGGAUGCCGAAUUGUACCUCUGAACCUGAGAAAAGGGCAAUGUCAAGUAGGCAGACAGAAUUUGCUUGCCCCGCCCCGGACAUAAAGGGAAGCGGGGCAGAGAAUGCCAGUCACAAUUUUUCUUCGUAGCCGAAUGGUUGUGCAGCAAGCAGCUGAGAUUCACUCCUGUUCCACUCACCUCUACUAGCGAGAAGCAUUGCUGUUGGAUCCGCACGGCGCAUUUCCAGCAGGUGUCUCUCUCUCUGCAUGCUGUGCAGUUCACACCCCUGGGCACUUCAACAGCGCUUUCUUUCUGUUUAAAAGAGUGUCUCCUCCUAAAAGAGUUGUAGUUCCUCUAAAAGAGUCUGAGUUUUCCACUAGUUUUUCCAAAAGAGCAACACACAGCGGCGUUGAACGUCCUUUUCAGAACGUGUCUUUUUCAAGAUGCCUUUCCGCCUCUGUGUAGUUCCUGGAUGGGGUUGAUUUCUCUCAACUUCUGACGGUCAUAAAAGCUGCCUCGUGUGCCUGGGCUGCGAGCACACGCAGGCAGCGUUUUAUGAAUGGUUCAUGUUCUCAGUGCGAGAACAUAGCCAUGGCAACAUUGCGGUCGCGGCUCACGAGAGAAAGCCACUUUAGCCGCCCCCGCAUCAUUCCUUCUUUCCACAGGAUUGAGGACGACUCGGCUAGCGAUGAAGGCAACUUGGGGAUAACAAUGGGCUCAGUUUCGCCGGGUAAAUCCCCACGAACCACCCGCCCCCGGCAGCCCCGAAAUUGGAUGACGACAUUGCCGCUGCAUCGGAGAGUGUCACAACGGCAUCUGAUGCUAAUGACUCAUCUGGGUUUCCACCUUCGGGUCUGCUCGCUCAGUCUGAGGCCGACGCGCAGAUGUCCGUAAUGCUUUCCUGGGCCGCUGUGAGUGCGAGGCUGGACUGGAACCCCCGUCCUCCCCACAGCCUUCGCGGCAUGACGACCGGUACCUCGGCACGGCUCACAGCCACGCCCCCCCCCCGGUACUAUUCUUCCCGGAAGUGCAUGACGAGCUGACACGGUCGUGGAGGGCACAUUUCACUGCCCGUAACCGACCCCCUCGCUCGUCCGCUCUCACUACCCUGGAUGGCAGAGCGGCCCACGGGUACACAGGAGUCCCCCAGGUGGAUAGGGUGGUUGCAAUCCAUCUGUGCCCAGAGAACACUGCCACUUGGCGGGACCGCCCGGUACUCCCCUCUAGAGACUGUAGGAUGAUGUCAUCACUGACCUCCAAAGCCUACAGUGCCUCCGGACAGGCCGCCUCCGCCCUGCAUGCCAUGGCUCUCCUGCAGGUCCAUCAAGCCAAGGCACUUAAAGAUCUGCACCUUGGUAGUCCCGAUCACGAUGUGCUGCAGGAUCUGCGCUCUGCCACCGACCUUGCUCUCAGAGCCACGAAGGUCACAGUGCAGGCACUCAGGUGGGCAAUGGCCACCCUCAUGGUCCAGGAGCGCCACCUUUGGCUGAACAAUGUCGAGAUGCGCGACGUUGACAAGGCUAAGUUUCUCAACGCCCCCGUCUCCCAGCUUGACUUCGCCCAGCAGUUCUCAGUGGUGAAGAAGCAGAUGGAAGCGAUUUCACACAUCAUGCCAUGGCGCCGCCCAACCAGCGUGCACCCCCGUCUCCAGGACCCCUUCCCGGACCAGAAAAUCUCCAAAGCGCUCCUGAGAGGGGCAACCCAGGCAGUCGGAUGUUUGUUCUGAAGAUGGUACCAAGACCACACUGUCCCCUGGUGGAAGGCUGGGAGGAGAAUCCUUGUUUUCCUUAUUUUCAUUUGCCGCACCCUCUCCGGGUUGCGGUAUCCACAUGUUCAAUAAAAGAGUGAUUUCCCCACUCCCUGGGUCAUCCAGCCGGUGUGGGCCAUUCUCACGACACCCCGGCCCUAAAACUCUACAGUCACGGUUCCCCAGAUGCAGCUCCCUCGCCUCCGGCCCCGCGACUGCUCAUCCCCGGCAGGCCAGCGCUGAUGAGUUCCGAAGGCGCCUCCUUUGGACCUCUUCCUCAGUCUCUAACCUGUCCCCUGCUGGGUGCGUGGAGCAAGGCAAGUGCUUUGAGUCUUCUCAGCACUCGAGCGCUCUUUUGCCUCCCGACGCAUUAUUACCUGCUCCCCCCGCCGCGAAGCCCCGCCCGGUAUGUCAAAAAUUAUCUUCCAGUUAGUGCCCCUCGCACGGAGUUUGGAUGCGUGGCUCUCACUUCCCAAUCCGUCGCGUUGGUUGGCCAGGACCAUCCGACUCGGCUACGCGAUUCAGUUCGCCCGGCUCCCGCCUCGUUUCAGCAGUAUUCGCUCCACUCUUGUGCGUGGCCAACAAGCCAGUUUAGUUCUGCAAGUUCUCAACCGGGCUUUGUACAGAGUCCUGUUCAAAAUGCUCACGCAGAAACAGAUUCUCACCUGCGUUCGACAGCUAGAUUAGUUCGCGGUGGUAGACUUAAAGGACGCAUACUUCCACGUCUCUAUUCUGCCACAACACCGACCUUUCUUACGGUUCGCGUUUGACGGCCAGGCGUAUCAGUACAAGGUCCUCCCCUUCGGCCUAUCCCUCGCUUCGAGCCCGGCACAGCGGUUCCUCUAAAACAAUUCCAGAGGCUCCUGGUGCAUAUGGCAUCCUCGGGUUAAUGCAUAUGGGACCUCUACAGCACUGGCUACAGACUCGAGUCCCGAGAUGAGUAUGGCGGGACGGCACACACCGUGUGACAUUCACCCCUUCCUGCCGUCAGACUUUCAACCCUUGGACAGACCUCUGCUUUCUGCGCAAGUAUGCAUAUCCCCCAGUGAGCCUUCUUGCAUCGGUGCUGUGCAAGAUCAGGGAGGACGAGGAACAGGUCAUCCUGGUGGCCCCCUACUGGCCCACCCGCACCUGGUUCUCGGAUCUCACUCUCCUCACGACAGCCCCUCCCUGGAAAAUUCCCCUGAGGAAGGACCUUCUUUCCACCUGCUGUCGUAGAUACGAUAGGCCCUCCUGAUCGCGUUAGCCUCCAUCAAGAGGGUUGGAGACCUGCAAGCGUUCUCUGUCAGCGACACCUGCCUGGAGUUCGGUCUGGCGCUUUCUCACGUUAUCCUGAGACCCCAACCGGGCUACGUGGCCAAGGUUCCUACAACCCUUUUCAGGGACCAGGUCGUAAACCUGCAAGCGCUGCUUUGGGAGGAGACAAACCCAGCCCUUUCGUUGCUGUGUCCGGUGCGUGCUUUGUGUACCUAUUUGGACCGCACGCAGAGCUUUAGAUGUUCUGAGCAGCUCUUUGUCUGCUUUGGCGGACGGUGGAAAGGGAACAGCAUCUCCAAACAGAGGUUAGCCCACUGGGUCGUUGAUGCUAUUCACACCCAGGUGAAUCACACCCAGGUCAUGCCCGCCCCCUUGCGGGUUAGAGCACACUCUACUAGAAGUGUGGCAUCCUCAUGGGCACUGAUCCAUGGCACCUCCCUAGCAGACAUCUGCAGAGCAGCGGCUGGGCAACACCCAAUACCUUUGCCAGGUUUUACAAUCUGAGGGUAGAGUCGGCCUCGUCCCGUGUUUUGUCAGGUCCGAGCCGGUAGAACUCGUAAUGUGGCACAACCGACCGGGUUUUUCCGCUUGCACCUUGCGCCCUUCACCAAGUUGAUCCAGUGCGCCUUCUGUCCCAGUUUAGCCACUGAGCGUCGCUGCCUGGAUGUUUCUCCUCCCUAGUCCUCUGGCCCGCAAAUUCAGCGGAGCAAUUCGCGGCCAGACCCACUACGAGUUUCAAUGCUCUGUACUGGGGUCGGGCUCCACGGGCAUAGUUCCCUCUCCAGGCUAACUCCCUGUGAUGUAUUUUGCACGGUACGGUCCCCCUUGUCAGCGGACCCGCAUUUCCCCCAGGGAGUCCCGCUGCCCCGGCCGCCGUGCUUGUAGAGUCCCCCCUCAUUAGGCUGGACCUACCAACUGGGCAGGGCGUGGCCUCCGCAGGGUCUUUCCCUCCUGAAAGAAUAGGAAAUUUGCGGACCGGACAGCUACCUUGCCUCCAGCCUCGCCUACAGCCCCGGCACGCCAGCGCUGACGAGUUCUGAAGACGCCCCCUUAGGCCUCUUCCUCAGUCUCUAAAUCUGCGUCCUAUGUGAGAGACAUAGUGAGAGAGAAGCCGCGGCUGCUAGGCUUGCUCCCAUGCUAGGCAUGUAACACCAUUUUCCCCCCUCAGGGGUGCGGGAACCCUAAGGUUUGUAUGCAAAAAAUAAAAAAAGGAGUUGGGGGCGUUGGGGAGGGCCAGCACAGGCGCCUCUAGCACGCAAUAGCCUGUUGUGCACCUGUUUCAACAGUCACGUAACACGGUCAGUGUGUGCCGCUUUUCUAUGGACCCCUUGUGUCACUUCAAUCGACACAACGUCGAGUGAGUGACAGAAGGGGAACGUCAUGGUUACUGUCGUAACCUCCGUUCCCUGAGGGAGGGAACGAGACAUUGUGUCCCUCCUGCCACAGCACUAGACCUAGCGCUGUAAAAGGCCGUGCUUCAUUUUCGGCUCCUCCGUGCAAAAUCCUGACUGGCAUUCGCUGCCCCGCUUCCCUUUAUUCCCGUAUGUCCGGGUGGGGCAUGCAAAUUCUUGACAUGGCCUUUUCUCAGGUUCAGAUGUACGAUUCAGCGUCCAAGGAAGACCCCUUGUGUCACUUCAUACAAGACAACAUCUCGUUCCCUCCCUCGGGGAACAGAGAUUACGACAGUAACCAUGACGUUUCUGUAGAAGUCAGACUAAUCAAAUGUGUCUUUGUAGAAUCACCUGUUAAUUCAUUUAUUCUGACGUUUUAAUGCUUUUUAAUGAUGCUGGCUAAGAUGUGAAUUCAUAUGGGAGAUCAAUGAUUUACUGUACAUCUUAAUAAUGUGAUCUCGGGUUGUUAUUGAUCAUUAUAUGACAGAUAUUAUGAGCAAUAAGUAUCAUUUGUGUUUGCAAAAUAAAAAGUA